Molecule: messenger RNA, 547 nt
Organism: Saitoella complicata NRRL Y-17804
Lineage: Eukaryota; Fungi; Ascomycota; Saitoellomycetes; Saitoellales; Saitoellaceae
Product: iron-sulfur cluster biosynthesis protein-like protein Isd11
Exons: 2
Coding region: 186-491 (101 amino acids)
Biological process (GO): iron-sulfur cluster assembly
Cellular component (GO): mitochondrion; L-cysteine desulfurase complex
Source: RefSeq, a predicted model, not a curated record
CGAGUAGAAGCGGAGAAGAUCACGUAAUUGCACAGCUUCUAAUCAACUCAGCCUCCAUGUUCUCCUUCCACUUUUCUUGCCCGUCACCGUACAGCACGCAUCACCCCACAUGAAAUUACACCCGUAUCGAUGUCACCGACUCUCGCCUCCUCGCACCCAAGUGAUCAAAGCCCCAUAUAUUCGCAAUGCCCAAACUCGUUCAACCAAUCAGUCUCUACCGCUCUCUCCUCCGCGCAGCCCACUCCUUCUCAGCCUACAACUUUCGCGACUACGCCCUCCGCCGCACGAAGGAUGCCUUCCGGGCGAAUCGUGAUUUGUUUGGUGAAGCAAGAGAUAAGGCGCUGCAGACGGGUGCGAAUGAACUGAAGAGGAUGAAGAGGCAGGCUGCUAUUAGUGGGAUGUACCAAACUGAUCGGUUGGUUGUCGAGGGUGGUCUGGAAGGAAAGGACAAGGGUGGUCGGGCACGAGUUAAGGACCAGGGAUGGGAUUAAGCUGUCGAUCUCAAACCGGCAAAAGGACGCUGUCAGUGCCGUGAGAAAGAGGCCGG